This is a messenger RNA of Danio rerio (zebrafish), 2178 nucleotides long. Lineage: Eukaryota; Metazoa; Chordata; Actinopteri; Cypriniformes; Danionidae. The record is from RefSeq and is a predicted model, not a curated record.
CUCAUUUAGUGUAGUUUUGGAUGUUUUACUAUAUAAAUAAUGUGGUUCAAACGAUGGAUCUGCAACAGAGGAACUACGGUUUUGGUAAAUACUCGUCAAUACAUUGUUCUUUUACCAAACAAUGCAUUGAACUAUGAUAGUUUGGCUGUGAGUUAUGUCGUUGUUUGGUAUACGCACCCCAGAUCGGUCGAUAUAUGUUAUAUGACACAACGUGGUCAAUUUGCUUGUGAUGCUAAAUUUUGCAGAAGCAGCAGCAGGACAAAGGCACUACCUGAACCUAUUUGUCAAAACAAAGAGAAAAGUUCUAACUUAUUAGGCUUUACAGUGCACACUGGCAGUGAAAGAAGUUCAUUAGGGUUAAGUUAGAAAAAAAUUCUGGGCCAAACAGUUAAAACCUUAUCUACUAUAUAGCAAUUUGGUCAGUUCAUUUUUAUUUUUCAAAAGCAAUUACGUAAUAUCAUAUUGUAAUCAAAGAGAGACCUCUUCCAAUUUAAAGCAUUCAUGUUUUUGUCUUUUUCUUGCGCGUGUCGUCCUCGCCAGUGUCCUCUUUUCUUCCCCGGUCUUCUGUUGACCGUUUCCUCUUUUCGUACAGCUCCCCUUCCUCCUCUCUCCUUCACAGAGUUAAAAGGGAAGUAGGAGAUUUUGGCCGUAGCGGACUCAGCAGUGCCUUUAGUUCCCCACGUUGUUACAAACUGUCUUCGGGAGAUCUAGUAGGUUAGCUGACGGUCCAGAGAUAUUUAUCUACCCCACAAAACCUGCAGUCAUGAGAGGUCCGCGGCCUGCGGGGGGAUGACAUGCAUGUGUCCAGGCAAUUAACAUCAUUGAGGAUUUUAAGACUAGUAGGCUGCCCUCCGCCAAGCCAUGAUGGACAUUCUGUACACAGGACCUGUCCCGGCAGACCGCGAGUCUCCGAUGACGCGGAGCGAGACGUCCCCCAGCCGCGCCCAGCACCCCUCCCCCACACAGAAACCCAACACCUGCUGCUUCUGCUGGUGCUGCUGCUGUAGCUGCUCAUGUCUCACUGUUAGGAGUGAAGAUGACAAGCGCGGGCGGAGGAAAGCCCAGGAGACAAAGCUGGAGCCCUUUCCAUGGGAAACAUGUCCCAAACCGACGAUGGAGGAGAUUAAACAGUGGGCGCAGUCUUUCGAUAAGCUGAUGAAAAACCCAGGGGGGCGGAACAAGUUUCGUGAGUUCCUGCGGACGGAGUACAGCGAGGAGAACAUGCUUUUCUGGCUGGCCUGUGAGGACCUGAAGAAUGAGAUCAACAAAAGUGCCAUCGAGGAGAAGGCGCGUUUGAUCUAUGAAGACUACAUCUCUAUCCUCUCGCCCAAAGAGGUGAGUCUGGACUCUCGCGUGAGGGAAGUGAUCAACAGGAGGAUGCAGGAUCCCACCCCUCACAUAUUUGAGGACGCACAGCUGCAGAUCUACACCCUCAUGCACAGAGACUCCUACCCACGAUUCCUCAACUCCUCCGUCUACAGAUCACUGGUGCAGGGGGGCUCGCGCUCCUCGUCUGAGUCAUAGACCCUCCCGACCUCUUUCUCUCGCUCUCUUUCCACACAUUUCUCUCCAUUGCACAACCACUCAAGGAGAAAGUGCUCCUUUUUUGUGUCGUCACGGAUUAUAAUCAGUCUUUUCUUUGCUUAGUUCAUUUUUGAGGGAAUCCCUCAAUUCUUCUGAACCUACACAGACUGAAACUGGAAGACACAGGGUUGUAAUGCAGUUUUCAUUUCAUUUCCCCCCCCCCCCCCCCCCGCAUCAUUCCACGCAUAUGUGCCAGCAGCAUCAACUACUGAUUUUCACAGCCAUCCUUUUUUUAUUUUUCACGCAAACAUGCUUUCUUUUCUUCUGGUAUCUCAAGUUGAAGAGAACUGAGAGGGCCUCUGCAAUAACAUACACUGGUGUGGCCGGACCAAUCAACUCUUCUCUCCUCAGCCCUCUGUGCUCUGAUUGGCUCGUUUAGAGAGGACUGGCUGCAUUGUAAAUGAGAGGGAUAGCACUUUUUCCGACUAGUUACACACAAUAAUGCAUUUACCUGCAUUCCUUUAGCACUCAGGUGUCAAACUCAGCUCCUGGAGAGCCACAGCUCUGCACAGUUUAGUUCCCAGUCUGUUUAAACAGACCUGAUCAAACUAAUUGAGUCCCUCAGGCUUGUUUGAAUCCUACAGGUAAAGGCUG